Trichomycterus rosablanca is the source of this 2206-nucleotide messenger RNA. It is a transcript of the gene gpr137, whose product is annotated as G protein-coupled receptor 137. The transcript is spliced from 8 exons. Bases 474 to 1622 code for a protein of 382 amino acids. The record is from RefSeq and is a predicted model, not a curated record. Gene Ontology annotation, cellular component: lysosomal membrane. NCBI's taxonomy places the organism in Eukaryota, Metazoa, Chordata, Actinopteri, Siluriformes, Trichomycteridae. Gene Ontology annotation, biological process: positive regulation of TORC1 signaling.
GUUUAUACUUUCAGUAUGACUCAGAGCAGAAAGGAAGUGCUGCAGUGACAGCUGACUAAACCUUCCACAGACGAUUUGGACAUCAAGGGAAACUUGGCAUCAUUUUGAAAUUCUGUUUGACUCAAUAUUUAGUCUUAAAGAUAUUACGUUAACACAUUACGCAUGCCUGGAGCUGUUUAUUCUAAACAAUCACUAUCAGAAACAGCGGGCAGCCCAGCAAGAUUAGUUAUUCAUGUUUUUCAACCUAAAAAACCUUAUCAGCUUAGUUCCUGACCUUAGCAUUUCUUGGAUCUAAGGGAAACGAUUGAUCUGUCUUAACUUAGGUUUACCCAUUAGAUUAACCAUUCAAAGACAAUUGAUCUAAUGCUGAACCCAAAUACGCUUUGCUGAGUGGAGCUAUGACUACGUUAUCGUCACUAUUCAUGUAGACUAUUAUCAUCUUCUGAAUCAUUCCAACAACAUUCUGUGACACCAUGGAGGCUACUCCGCCAAAUCCCAUCUCCUCCAUGCCUCCACCUUUUCCAAUAAAACCAGCCAUGGCUCCAUCUGUACAGCUUGGGGUCACUAUAGUUUACACUUUUCUUUAUGGAGCUCUGUUCUUGAUUGUAUAUAUUCAGCUUUGGCUGCUUUUAUGUUACCGCCAUAAGAGGUUAAGCUACCAGAGUGUUUUUUUGUUUCUUUGCCUGUUCUGGGCUGCCAUCCGGACCACCCUGUUUUCUUUUUAUUUUUUGGAUGCUGUUGCAGCUAACCGCCUGCCCACUCUGAUAUACUGGCUGCUAUAUUGCUUUCCUGUGUGCUUGCAGUUUUUUACGCUGAGUCUCAUCAAUCUCUACUUUACUCAGGUUUUGCUUAAAGUCAGAGGGCUUUUCGAAAUAGAACCCAGCCGAGGAUUGUGUUUGGCUCGAUGUGUGUAUGCAACCAUGAGUGCAAUCUUCUUAUGUAUCAACGUAGUUUGUGCCAGCCUCGGGGACCGAGGUGGUACAGGAGGGUCAGGGGACAAAACAUGGACACUGGUUCUAGUUCGAGUAUUAGUGAACGACUCUCUCUUCAUCAUCGAGGCUGUGUGUCUGGCUUAUUCCCUGCUUUAUCUAACCCGUUUUUCGCCAUCCACUAGCCCUUAUUUACACAGUAAGGGAACAACCUUGUGCAGGACGGCAGUGUUGGGUGUAGGAGUAAUCUUGCUCUUCUUGAGCAGAGCGUGUUAUAAUCUGACUGUCCUCAUCUUGUCACAAAACCACAAGGUGGAGUCUUUCAACUUCGACUGGUACAACAUCUCAGAUCAGGCUGAUCUUCGGAGUGAGCUUGGAGACACUGGGUAUAUUGUUUUUGGAGCUAUUCUGUUCAUAUGGGAGCUUCUUCCUACCAGCUUGCUCAUUCUCAUCUUCAGAGUGCCACGGCCUUCUACAGAACUGAACUGCAGUCCAGUCAAUAACACCAGGGCCUCGCGUUCUUAUUUCUUCGAUGACCCGCGGGGGGUAGAUGCUGACACAGGUGCUACAUGGCCAUACAGCAUACGUCCUAAUAGCAGCUGGUUUGGCUCCAGUGAGACGACUCCACUGCUCUUUAACAGAACAGAUCAGAUGAACCAGCAUCAUUCCCUCUACUCUACACCACAGAAUUAAACCAGCAUCAGUCCGUCUACACCAUAGGCCUGAUCGUUCCGGUUUGAGGGAUUCACCAGCGACUAUUCUCAGGCAAUAACGCAUCACUAGCUCAGCCUAUGAAAACCAGUAGGCGUUAUUUGCACUAAAUUGUGAUGUGCACAUAUUUGCACCUUCCAUUUCAUCUGUUUCAUUCCAAAAACUGAUGAGAUGUAAUAGAGAGCUUUGUAUAUAUAUAUGUAUAUACACACCAGCAUUUUAAAGGAGCGAAAAACUUCACUGUUUACGGUAAAGAAGGACAAGCAAAGGGACUUUUCCACUUAUUACUUGUAGAAUAUUUUCCUCUGUGCUAUAAUUAAAGCUACAAUGUGUGUAAUGUGUACUCAGAAUGUCUGCUAACAAUUUAAAAAAUGUGAACAUGGAUAAACUGUUAUUUUUAAUGACAAUAUUUUUAAAGGAAUCGUAAGGGAUUUCAUUUUUUUUAAACAUCACUAUCUAUAUAUAUUUUAACUUUGCUAAUUUAACAGCAUUAAAUAACAGAUUUUAUUUAAAGUAAAUAUUGUAAGUAUAUUAUCAUAUAUCAUUGCAGGAAAUGACGUUUGUGG